Molecule: messenger RNA, 183 nt
Organism: Prunus armeniaca (apricot)
Lineage: Eukaryota; Viridiplantae; Streptophyta; Magnoliopsida; Rosales; Rosaceae
Source: the annotation of a GenBank genome assembly
AUGUUGCAAGGUAUUGUGGCUAGGCACAGAGGUGCCGAAGGCAACACAAAGCUUGCGUGUUGCAAGGCAAUGUGGCUAGGCAGAUGGGUGCUGAAGGCAUCUUUCAUGCCGAUUGAUAGCUGGGUGCCCAAGGCAUCGCUCAAGCUAUAUGAUGAAGAUUGUAUGGGUGCCGAAGGGCACUGA